Messenger RNA from Rotaria socialis, 957 nucleotides. Lineage: Eukaryota; Metazoa; Rotifera; Eurotatoria; Philodinida; Philodinidae. The record is from the annotation of a GenBank genome assembly.
AUGGUUGAUGAAACAGAAUCAAAAACAAAUUUAAUUGAAAAUCGUUCGUCGCACGAAUCUGAUAUCGAAGAUGAAGAAGAAGAUGAACAAAACAUGAAUGUUCUUACAGGAGAAUCAACCGAAUCCGAUUCAAAUUUGACUGAAGAUUCUCACUCAGUUGAAUCGGAAAAAUCAAAUGAAAAUAAUAAUCAAAAUGAUGUUUCAUUAAUUGAAUCUACUAAACAAAAUGAAGAUGUUGAUGAACAUGAUAUUUCUUCAGAUAAAUUAAUUAUUGAUCAAACAGGAAAUAUUUUAACAGAAUUACAAUCAAAUAUAAAUGAUAAUCAUUCUUUAGUUAAUCUUGAAAGAACAAAUGAAAGUGAUAAUUCUUUAGUUGACUCAACAGCCGAUCAAACGAAAAAUUCUUCAAGAGAAUCUGAAAAAGAAAAUGAAAACCCCAGUAAAAGUACAGAAAUCAAUACUUCAUUAAAAUCAUGUUUAUUAACUGAUGUUGCCAAUGAAAUCGUGGAAGAGAAUCAAUUGAACAAUCAAUUAAUAGAUACUGACGAUAGGCUUGAAAUAAAAUCAAACAAAUUCAACAAUGAAUAUAAUGAAAAACAAUCAUCAGAAUUCGAAGAUAUUCUUGGAAAUAAAAGUUUACUAAAACAAACAAUAGUUACAGGUGAAUCGGAUAGUCGUCCAACGCGUAGUACAAUGGCAACAGUUUUACAUAAAUUAUCAGUAAUUGAUAGUUUAACUUCAAAUAUUCAUUUAAUUGAAAAUGUAUUAAAAGAAAGAUUUUUUAUUAGUGAAUGUGAUACAAUAGGAGCAAUAGAUAUUUGUGUUCAAACGAUGAAUCGCGGUGAAUGUGCUUUAAUUAAUUGUGACAUUCGGCACGGCUACGGUGAUAUGGGUUGUCAUGAAAAACAAAUUCCAGCAAUAUCAACAAAUAAAUCCUAUAGAAUGUUAAUCGAAUGA